Caenorhabditis angaria is the source of this 13666-nucleotide messenger RNA. NCBI's taxonomy places the organism in Eukaryota, Metazoa, Nematoda, Chromadorea, Rhabditida, Rhabditidae. The record is from the annotation of a GenBank genome assembly.
AUGGUCCACCAAAAUUGGAUUAUUCUACACAUAGCUUGGAAUUGUGAUUGGUAUGAUGGACAAAUCGUCAGGUAAGAAUAAUUUACAAAUAUUUUGCUCUAAAAUUAGAAAAUGCCAAUAAUUUUGGCCCCAAAAUUUGCGUCUACAGUAACCCAUUUUGCCCGAAAAAAAAAUUAAAAACUUGAAAUUCUGAAAUAUCCAAUUUGAAAAUGAUAAAACAUUUAUUUUUCUCGAAAACCCUGGAAAAUCAUUGAUUUUAUCAGUUACAAAUUGAAAUUUCAGUUGAGAUGCGGAAGCUAUGCCCAAAUUUUGAAUUUUUAACACACCUCGGCCAAAAACGUGGUUUCCACAAUAAAAAAUUGUACUCCAACUUUUUACAGUACAAAAAUUGUGCAUUUUUCAUUUUUUGUCCUCUAAAAAUUGUGAUUUUUCAAUUUUUGACCUCUAAAAACUGAAAUUCAGAUUUUUCAAAAAAAUGUACUCUGGCCAGCCACGGCUUGGCCAUCAGCAUUUCUAAAAGAAAAAACAAAAUUGAAUUAUUCAAAAAAUCCCACGUAAAACGUGACCCAAUUUUGAAUUCCCUAUUUAUUAUCUCUCACAAUCAGAUUAUUUUCCAUUUAUAGGAACACCAAAAAUGGCAGAAAUUAUCUAUUUGUGAGUUUUCUUAGAUGCUACCGUAGUUUGGAAUGAGCCCAAUUCUCAAGAUUUUCCGAGAAAAAAUGGUAGAUCAAAAUUAGUUUUUUCAAAAGUUUAUCAGCCAAAAUGAUGACAAAUCGAGAUUUUCAACAAUUUGAAGCUUCUAUGGGUUUUCUGAUGAAAAUUGGCCUUGGAAUUCAGUUUUCAGAUGUUUGUUUUCAGACUUUUGCUCCAUGAAGUUCGAUUUGUCAUCAUUUUUGAGUGAAAAACACGAGAAACUAAUUUUGAUCUACCAUGUUUUCUCGAAAUGUUUUUAUUAUUUGUGUGUAUUGAUUUUUCGAGCUUUGGUGGAGAAAACAUUUUUUCAUUUUUUAUUCACUAUUUUUCUCAAAAAUUUAUAUUUUUUCAGGAUUUCGAAUCAAUUUGCCGUGACAAGGAUGCUCAGAUUCGGUCAAUUAUCAUUUGUGGAAGGUGAGUGCGAUCUUCUCCAGCAAAAUUAUGGAAAAAAAAAACAAUUCAAUUGAAGUUCUGGAAUAUCCUGUUUGAAACUGCUAAAACGUUUAUUUUUCUCGAUUUUCUUUGUGAAAAUCUUGAAAAAUGAUUGAUUUUAUCAGUUUGAAAUUGGAUAUUUCAGUGGAGAUGCGGAAGCUAUGCCCAAAUUUUGAAUUUUUAGUCUGGCUAGCAGUUUUAUUUUUUUCAAAUUCUCAGCACAAAAAUCUGAGCUUCAAAAGGUUUCCACGUGAAAAAUAUGGGUGUUGUAGGUGAAUUUUGGCAACAAAUUGUUCCUUAAAAUUCAGAACAAUAAUUCUGAAAAAAAAUGACUUUCUACGUGGCAUUUUCAGCGGAAAAAAUUGUUUAAAUUUACGAGAAAUUCUAGAGAACGAAUAUUAUUAUUUUUACGUGACGUGACACGUCAUUGCAUUUUCACAAAAUUUGUGUUUCUCAAGGAAAUCAUUUUCUCGUUCUCGUGAAUUGAUCGUAAAUCGGAAUUAUCUUGACGAAGGAAAAGAUGAUUCAAAAUUUUCAAUUUUUAUAUUUUCAGAAUCGGUUCAAGAUUGUCAAAGAAUUGGUCAAAAAUCAGUCGAACAAUUUUUGGAGGAAAAGAAAGAUAAGUUUAAUUUUGGGGAAUUUAUCCAAAUUUUGAUGCACUUUUUUGAAAAUCAAUUCCUAAACCAGCACCCAAAUUACAAAAUGGAAAAUGUGCGUUACUUUCUGAGCAAGUACGUUUACCAGUUGUUGAAACCCGCAACUAUUCAAUAUCAUUUCGAUGAUUUUGAGUAGGGAUUUGUCAAAGAAUCCUUUUGGAUAACCGAAAGCUGUAGGAAAGUAACAGUUAUCACGGGUUUUGUACAUUUCCAUGGAAGUUUUUUGGGCGGCGAAGUUUUGAAUUGAGAAAUUUAAUUGGGAAUUUUUGGAGGGAAAUUUGGGAAACAUAAAAGCUGGUUCAAAAUUUGAUUAAAUUUCAGCAAAGAUUCAAUCAUUUGGGGAAUUCGAGAAGACAAUUUGAAGUUUUGGUGAGUGAUUACUUAAAAUUCCGAAUUUCUAAGAUUCUUGAAUUUUUGAACAGACAAGUAUUUAUAAAACAAGGUUUAAUAAAAUGACCAUUUUCUAUGAGUAAGCUAUGCCCAAAUUUUGAAUUUUUAAUCAAAAACUUAUAUUUUUAAUUCAAUUUUUUAUUCCAGGGCACCAAUCGAUCAAAACGGCACCCAUUGGAAAAUCGAAGUAUUGGAUUUGGUAAGUAUUUUUUAUAAAAAAAAAAGAGAACUUCUGAAAUAUCCAAAAAGAAACUAAUAAAAUUUAGAAUUUUCUUUUUUUUUUAAUUAGAAAAUCUUGAAAAUUCUGGAUUUUAUUAGUUAUUUUUUGGAAUUUCAGCGGAGAUGCGGAAGCUAUGCCCAAAUUUUGAAUUUUUAUAGAAAAACUUGUAUUUUUAAUUACAAAAUUCAAUUUUUUAUUCCAGGCUGGCAAUCAACAAAACGGCCCCCCAUUGGACAAUCGAAGUAUUGGAUUUGGUAAGUAUUUUUUAUAAAAAAAAAGAGAACUUCUGAAAUAUCCAAAAAGAAACUAAUAAAAUUUAGAAUUUUCUCGAUUUUCUUUUUUUUCAAUUAGAAAAUCUUGAAAAUUCUGGAUUUUAUUAGUUAUUUUUUGGAAUUUCAGCGGAGAUGCGGAAGCUAUGCCCAAAUUUUGAAUUUUUAUAGAAAAACUUAUAUUUUUAAUUACAAAAUUCAAUUUUUUAUUCCAGGCUGCCAAACAACAACUGCGCCCCAUUGGAAAAUCGAAGUAUUGGAUUUGGUAAGUAUUUUUUAUAAAAAAAAAGAGAACUUCUGGAAUAUCCAAAAAGAAACUAAUAAAAUUUAGAAUUUUCUUGAUUUUCUUUUUUUUAAUUAGAAAAUCAUGAAAACUCUGGAUUUUAUUAGUUAUUUUUUGGAAUUUCAGCGGAGAUGCGGAAGCUAUGCCCAAAUUUUGAAUUUUUAUAGAAAAACUUAUAUUUUUAAUUACAAAAUUCAAUUUUUUAUUCCAGGCUGCCAAUCAACAAUACGGCCCCAUUGGACAAAUCACAUUGGCGAUUUGGUAAGUAUUUAUUAUAAAAUGAAAGAGAAUUUCUGGAAUAUCCAAAAAGAAACUAGUAAAAUUUAGAAUUUUCUCGAUUUUCUUUUUUUCAAUUAGAAAAUCUUGAAAAUUCUGGAUUUUAUUAGUUAUUUUUUGGAAUUUCAGCGGAGAUGCGGAAGCUAUGCCCAAAUUUUGAAUUUUUAUAGAAAAACUUAUAUUUUUAAUUACAAAAUUCAAUUUUUUAUUCCAGGCUGGCAAUCAACAAAACGGCACCCAUUGGAAAAUCGAAGUAUUGGAUUUGGUAAGUAUUUUUUAUAAAAAAAGAGAACUUCUGAAAUAUCCAAAAAGAAACUAAUAAAAUUUAGAAUUUUCUCGAUUUUCUUUUUUUUUCAAUUAGAAAAUCUUGAAAAUUCUGGAUUUUAUUAGUUAUUUUUUGGAAUUUCAGCGGAGAUGCGGAAGCUAUGCCCAAAUUUUGAAUUUUUAUAGAAAAACUUAUAUUUUUAAUUACAAAAUUCAAUUUUUUAUUCCAGGCUGCCAAACAACAACUGCGCCCCCAUUGGAAAAUCGAAGUAUUGGAUUUGGUAAGUAUUUUUUAUAAAAAAAAAGAGAACUUCUGGAAUAUCCAAAAAGAAACUAAUAAAAUUUAGAAUUUUCUUGAUUUUCUUUUUUUUAAUUAGAAAAUCAUGAAAACUCUGGAUUUUAUUAGUUAUUUUUUGGAAUUUCAGCGGAGAUGCGGAAGCUAUGCCCAAAUUUUGAAUUUUUAUAGAAAAACUUAUAUUUUUAAUUACAAAAUUCAAUUUUUUAUUCCAGGCUGCCAAUCAACAAUACGGCCCCAUUGGACAAAUCACAUUGGCGAUUUGGUAAGUAUUUAUUAUAAAAUGAAAGAGAAUUUCUGGAAUAUCCAAAAAGAAACUAGUAAAAUUUAGAAUUUUCUCGAUUUUCUUUUUUUUCAAUUAGAAAAUCUUGAAAAUUCUGGAUUUUAUUAGUUAUUUUUUGGAAUUUCAGCGGAGAUGCGGAAGCUAUGCCCAAAUUUUGAAUUUUUAUAGAAAAACUUAUAUUUUUAAUUACAAAAUUCAAUUUUUUAUUCCAGGCUGGCAAUCAACAAAACGGCACCCAUUGGAAAAUCGAAGUAUUGGAUUUGGUAAGUAUUUAUUAUAAAAUAAAAGAGAAUUUCUGGAAUAUCCAAAAAGAAACUAGUAAAACUUAGAAUUUUCUCGAUUUUCUUUUUUUUUCAAUUAGAAAAUCUUGAAAAUUCUGGAUUUUAUUAGUUAUUUUUUGGAAUUUCAGCGGAGAUGCGGAAGCUAUGCCCAAAUUUUGAAUUUUUAUAGAAAAACUUAUAUUUUUAAUUACAAAAUUCAAUUUUUUAUUCCAGGCUGGCAAUCAACAAAACGGCACCCAUUGGAAAAUCGAAGUAUUGGAUUUGGUAAGUAUUUUUUAUAAAAAAAAGAGAACUUCUGAAAUAUCCAAAAAGAAACUAAUAAAAUUUAGAAUUUUCUCGAUUUUCUUUUUUUUCAAUUAGAAAAUCUUGAAAAUUCUGGAUUUUAUUAGUUAUUUUUUGGAAUUUCAGCGGAGAUGCGGAAGCUAUGCCCAAAUUUUGAAUUUUUAUAGAAAAACUUAUAUUUUUAAUUACAAAAUUCAAUUUUUUAUUCCAGGCUGCCAAACAACAACUGCGCCCCAUUGGAAAAUCGAAGUAUUGGAUUUGGUAAGUAUUUUUUAUAAAAAAAAAGAGAACUUCUGGAAUAUCCAAAAAGAAACUAAUAAAAUUUAGAAUUUUCUUGAUUUUCUUUUUUUUUAAUUAGAAAAUCAUGAAAACUCUGGAUUUUAUUAGUUAUUUUUUGGAAUUUCAGCGGAGAUGCGGAAGCUAUGCCCAAAUUUUGAAUUUUUAUAGAAAAACUUAUAUUUUUAAUUACAAAAUUCAAUUUUUUAUUCCAGGCUGCCAAUCAACAAUACGGCCCCAUUGGACAAAUCACAUUGGCGAUUUGGUAAGUAUUUAUUAUAAAAUGAAAGAGAAUUUCUGGAAUAUCCAAAAAGAAACUAGUAAAAUUUAGAAUUUUCUCGAUUUUCUUUUUUUUCAAUUAGAAAAUCUUGAAAAUUCUGGAUUUUAUUAGUUAUUUUUUGGAAUUUCAGCGGAGAUGCGGAAGCUAUGCCCAAAUUUUGAAUUUUUAUAGAAAAACUUAUAUUUUUAAUUACAAAAUUCAAUUUUUUAUUCCAGGCUGGCAAUCAACAAAACGGCACCCAUUGGAAAAUCGAAGUAUUGGAUUUGGUAAGUAUUUUUUAUAAAAAAAAAGAGAACUUCUGAAAUAUCCAAAAAGAAACUAAUAAAAUUUAGAAUUUUCUCGAUUUUCUUUUUUUCAAUUAGAAAAUCUUGAAAAUUCUGGAUUUUAUUAGUUAUUUUUUGGAAUUUCAGCGGAGAUGCGGAAGCUAUGCCCAAAUUUUGAAUUUUUAUAGAAAAACUUAUAUUUUUAAUUACAAAAUUCAAUUUUUUAUUCCAGGCUGCCAAACAACAACUGCGCCCCCAUUGGAAAAUCGAAGUAUUGGAUUUGGUAAGUAUUUUUUAUAAAAAAAGAGAACUUCUGGAAUAUCCAAAAAGAAACUAAUAAAAUUUAGAAUUUUCUUGAUUUUCUUUUUUUUUAAUUAGAAAAUCAUGAAAACUCUGGAUUUUAUUAGUUAUUUUUUGGAAUUUCAGCGGAGAUGCGGAAGCUAUGCCCAAAUUUUGAAUUUUUAUAGAAAAACUUAUAUUUUUAAUUACAAAAUUCAAUUUUUUAUUCCAGGCUGCCAAUCAACAAAACGGCACCCAUUGGAAAAUCGAAGUAUUGGAUUUGGUAAGUAUUUAUUAUAAAAUAAAAGAGAAUUUCUGGAAUAUCCAAAAAGAAACUAAUAAAAUUUAGAAUUUUCUUGAUUUUCUUUUUUUUUCAACUAGAAAAUCUUGAAAAUUCUGGAUUUUAUUAGUUAUUUUUUGGAAUUUCAGCGGAGAUGCGGAAGCUAUGCCCAAAUUUUGAAUUUUUAUAGAAAAACUUAUAUUUUUAAUUACAAAAUUCAAUUUUUUAUUCCAGGCUGCCAAACAACAACUGCGCCCCAUAGGAAAAUCGAAGUAUUGGAUUUGGUAAGUAUUUUUUAUAAAAAAAAAAAGAGAACUUCUGGAAUAUCCAAAAAGAAACUAGUAAAAUUUAGAAUUUUCUCGAUUUUCUUUUUUUUUCAAUUAGAAAAUCUUGAAAAUUCUGGAUUUUAUUAGUUAUUUUUUGGAAUUUCAGCGGAGAUGCGGAAGCUAUGCCCAAAUUUUGAAUUUUUAUAGAAAAACUUAUAUUUUUAAUUACAAAAUUCAAUUUUUUAUUCCAGGCUGCCAAACAACAACUGCGCCCCAUUGGAAAAUCGAAGUAUUGGAUUUGGUAAGUAUUUUUUAUAAAAAAAAAGAGAACUUCUGGAAUAUCCAAAAAGAAACUAGUAAAAUUUAGAAUUUUCUCGAUUUUCUUUUUUUUCAAUUAGAAAAUCUUGAAAAUUCUGGAUUUUAUUAGUUAUUUUUUGGAAUUUCAGCGGAGAUGCGGAAGCUAUGCCCAAAUUUUGAAUUUUUAUAGAAAAACUUAUAUUUUUAAUUACAAAAUUCAAUUUUUUAUUCCAGGCUGCCAAUCAACAAUACGGCCCAUUGGACAAAUCACAUUGGCGAUUUGGUAAGUAUUUAUUAUAAAAUGAAAGAGAACUUCUGGAAUAUCCAAAAAGAAACUAAUAAAAUUUAGAAUUUUCUCGAUUUUCUUUUUUUUUAAUUAGAAAAUCAUGAAAACUCUUGAUUUUAUAAGUUAUUUUUGGAAUUUCAGCGGAGAUGCGGAAGCUAUGCCCAAAUUUUGAAUUUUUAUAGAAAAACUUAUAUUUUUAAUUACAAAAUUCAAUUUUUUAUUCCAGGCUGCCAAUCAACAAUACGGCCCAUUGGACAAAUCACAUUGGCGAUUUGGUAAGUAUUUAUUAUAAAAUGAAAGAGAACUUCUGGAAUAUCCAAAAAGAAACUAAUAAAAUUUAGAAUUUUCUUGAUUUUCUUUUUUUUUAAUUAGAAAAUCAUGAAAACUCUGGAUUUUAUUAGUUAUUUUUUGGAAUUUCAGCGGAGAUGCGGAAGCUAUGCCCAAAUUUUGAAUUUUUAUAGAAAAACUUAUAUUUUUAAUUACAAAAUUCAAUUUUUUAUUCCAGGCUGCCAAUCAACAAUACGGCCCCCCAUUGGACAAUCGAAGUAUUGGAUUUGGUAAGUAUUUAUUAUAAAAUAAAAGAGAAUUUCUGGAAUAUCCAAAAAGAAACUAAUAAAAUUUAGAAUUUUCUCGAUUUUCUUUUUUUUCAAUUAGAAAAUCUUGAAAAUUCUGGAUUUUAUUAGUUAUUUUUUGGAAUUUCAGCGGAGAUGCGGAAGCUAUGCCCAAAUUUUGAAUUUUUAUAGAAAAACUUAUAUUUUUAAUUACAAAAUUCAAUUUUUUAUUCCAGGCUGCCAAUCAACAAAACGGCUCCCAUUGGACAAAUCACAUUGGCGAUUUGGUAAGUAUUUAUUAUAAAAUGAAAGAGAACUUCUGGAAUAUCCAAAAAGAAACUAAUAAAAUUUAGAAUUUUCUUGAUUUUCUUUUUUUUAAUUAGAAAAUCAUGAAAACUCUUGAUUUUAUAAGUUAUUUUUUGGAAUUUCAGCGGAGAUGCGGAAGCUAUGCCCAAAUUUUGAAUUUUUAUAGAAAAACUUAUAUUUUUAAUUACAAAAUUCAAUUUUUUAUUCCAGGCUGCCAAUCAACAAAACGGCCCCAUUGGACAAAUCACAUUGGCGAUUUGGUAAGUAUUUAUUAUAAAAUGAAAGAGAACUUCUGGAAUAUCCAAAAAGAAACUAAUAAAAUUUAGAAUUUUCUUGAUUUUCUUUUUUUUAAUUAGAAAAUCAUGAAAACUCUUGAUUUUAUAAGUUAUUUUUUGGAAUUUCAGCGGAGAUGCGGAAGCUAUGCCCAAAUUUUGAAUUUUUAUAGAAAAACUUAUAUUUUUAAUUACAAAAUUCAAUUUUUUAUUCCAGGCUGCCAAUCAACAAAACGGCCCCAUUGGACAAAUCACAUUGGCGAUUUGGUAAGUAUUUAUUAUAAAAUAAAAGAGAAUUUCUGGAAUAUCCAAAAAAGAAACUAAUAAAAUUUAGAAUUUUCUCGAUUUUCUUUUUUUUUUCAAUUAGAAAAUCUUGAAAAUUCUGGAUUUUAUUAGUUAUUUUUUGGAAUUUCAGCGGAGAUGCGGAAGCUAUGCCCAAAUUUUGAAUUUUUAUAGAAAAACUUAUAUUUUUAAUUACAAAAUUCAAUUUUUUAUUCCAGGCUGCCAAUCAACAAAACGGCCCCCAUUGGACAAUCGAAGUAUUGGAUUUGGUAAGUAUUUAUUAUAAAAUAAAAGAGAAUUUCUGGAAUAUCCAAAAAGAAACUAAUAAAAUUUAGAAUUUUCUCGAUUUUCUUUUUUUUUAAUUAGAAAAUCUUGAAAACUCUAGAUUUUAUUAGUUAUUUUUUGGAAUUUCAGCGGAGAUGCGGAAGCUAUGCCCAAAUUUUGAAUUUUUAAUCAAAAACUUAUAUUUUUAAUUACAAAAUUCAAUUUUUUAUUCCAGGCUGCCAAUCAACAAAACGGCACCCAUUGGAAAAUCGAAGUAUUGGAUUUGGUAAGUAUUUAUUAUAAAAUAAAAGAGAAUUUCUGGAAUAUCCAAAAAGAAACUAAUAAAAUUUAGAAUUUUCUCGAUUUUCUUUUUUUUAAUUAGAAAAUCUUGAAAACUCUAGAUUUUAUUAGUUAUUUUUGGAAUUUCAGCGGAGAUGCGGAAGCUAUGCCCAAAUUUUGAAUUUUUAAUCAAAAACUUAUAUUUUUAAUUACAAAAUUCAAUUUUUUAUUCCAGGCUGCCAAUCAACAAAACGGCACCCAUUGGAAAAUCGAAGUAUUGGAUUUGGUAAGUAUUUAUUAUAAAAUAAAAGAGAAUUUCUGGAAUAUCCAAAAAGAAACUAAUAAAAUUUAGAAUUUUCUCGAUUUUCUUUUUUUUUAAUUAGAAAAUCUUGAAAACUCUAGAUUUUAUUAGUUAUUUUUUGGAAUUUCAGCGGAGAUGCGGAAGCUAUGCCCAAAUUUUGAAUUUUUAAUCAAAAACUUAUAUUUUUAAUUACAAAAUUCAAUUUUUUAUUCCAGGCUGCCAAUCAACAAAACGGCCCCCAUUGGAAAAUCGAAGUAUUGGAUUUGGUAAGUAUUUAUUAUAAAAUAAAAGAGAAUUUCUGGAAUAUCCAAAAAGAAACUAAUAAAAUUUAGAAUUUUCUCGAUUUUCUUUUUUUUCAAUUAGAAAAUCUUGAAAAUUCUGGAUUUUAUUAGUUAUUUUUUGGAAUUUCAGCGGAGAUGCGGAAGCUAUGCCCAAAUUUUGAAUUUUUAUAGAAAAACAUAUUUUUAAUUACAAAAUUCAAUUUUUUAUUCCAGGCUGGCAAUCAACAAAACGGCCCCCCAUUGGACAAUCGAAGUAUUGGAUUUGGUAAGUAUUUAUUAUAAAAUAAAAGAGAAUUUCUGGAAUAUCCAAAAAGAAACUAAUAAAAUUUAGAAUUUUCUCGAUUUUCUUUUUUUUUAAUUAGAAAAUCUUGAAAACUCUAGAUUUUAUUAGUUAUUUUUUGGAAUUUCAGCGGAGAUGCGGAAGCUAUGCCCAAAUUUUGAAUUUUUAUAGAAAAACUUAUAUUUUUAAUUACAAAAUUCAAUUUUUUAUUCCAGGCUGCCAAUCAACAAAACGGCCCCAUUGGACAAUUCACAUUGGCGAUUUGGUAAGUAUUUAUUAUAAAAUGAAAGAGAAUUUCUGGAAUAUCCAAAGAGAAACUAAUAAAAUUCAGAAUUUUCUUGAUUUUCUUUUUUUUUAAUUAGAAAAUCAUGAAAACUCUGGAUUUUAUUAGUUAUUUUUUGGAAUUUCAGCGGAGAUGCGGAAGCUAUGCCCAAAUUUUGAAUUUUUAUAGAAAAACUUAUAUUUUUAAUUACAAAAUUCAAUUUUUUAUUCCAGGCUGCCAAUCAACAAAACGGCCCCCCAUUGGACAAUCGAAGUAUUGGAUUUGGUAAGUAUUUAUUAUAAAAUAAAAGAGAAUUUCUGGAAUAUCCAAAAAGAAACUAAUAAAAUUUAGAAUUUUCUUGAUUUUCUUUUUUUUUAAUUAGAAAAUCAUGAAAACUCUUGAUUUUAUAAGUUAUUUUUUGGAAUUUCAGCGGAGAUGCGGAAGCUAUGCCCAAAUUUUGAAUUUUUAUAGAAAAACUUAUAUUUUUAAUUACAAAAUUCAAUUUUUUAUUCCAGGCUGCCAAUCAACAAAACGGCCCCAUUGGACAAAUCACAUUGGCGAUUUGGUAAGUAUUUAUUAUAAAAUGAGAGAGAACUUCUGGAAUAUCCAAAAAGAAACUAAUAAAAUUUAGAAUUUUCUUGAUUUUCUUUUUUUAAUUAGAAAAUCAUGAAAACUCUUGAUUUUAUAAGUUAUUUUUUGGAAUUUCAGCGGAGAUGCGGAAGCUAUGCCCAAAUUUUGAAUUUUUAUAGAAAAACUUAUAUUUUUAAUUACAAAAUUCAAUUUUUUAUUCCAGGCUGCCAAUCAACAAAACGGCCCCAUUGGACAAAUCACAUUGGCGAUUUGGUAAGUAUUUAUUAUAAAAUAAAAGAGAAUUUCUGGAAUAUCCAAAAAGAAACUAAUAAAAUUUAGAAUUUUCUCGAUUUUCUUUUUUUUUCAAUUAGAAAAUCUUGAAAAUUCUGGAUUUUAUUAGUUAUUUUUUGGAAUUUCAGCGGAGAUGCGGAAGCUAUGCCCAAAUUUUGAAUUUUUAUAGAAAAACUUAUAUUUUUAAUUACAAAAUUCAAUUUUUUAUUCCAGGCUGCCAAUCAACAAAACGGCCCCCAUUGGACAAUCGAAGUAUUGGAUUUGGUAAGUAUUUUUUAUAAAAAAAAAGAGAACUUCUGAAAUAUCCAAAAAGAAACUAAUAAAAUUUAGAAUUUUCUUGAUUUUCUUUUUUUUCAAUUAGAAAAUCUUGAAAAUUCUGGAUUUUAUUAGUUAUUUUUUGGAAUUUCAGCGGAGAUGCGGAAGCUAUGCCCAAAUUUUGAAUUUUUAAUCAAAAACUUAUAUUUUCUUAUCAAAAAUUCAAUUUUUAUUCCAGGCUGGCAAUCAACAAUACGGCCCCAUUGGACAAUUCACAUUGGCGAUUUGGUAAGUAUUUAUUAUAAAAUGAAAGAGAACUUCUGGAAUAUCCAAAGAGAAACUAAUAAAAUUCAGAAUUUUCUUGAUUUUCUUUUUUUUUAAUUAGAAAAUCAUGAAAACUCUGGAUUUUAUUAGUUAUUUUUUGGAAUUUCAGCGGAGAUGCGGAAGCUAUGCCCAAAUUUUGAAUUUUUAUAGAAAAACUUAUAUUUUUAAUUACAAAAUUCAAUUUUUUAUUCCAGGCUGCCAAUCAACAAAACGGCCCCAUUGGACAAAUCACAUUGGCGAUUUGGUAAGUAUUUAUUAUAAAAUGAAAGAGAACUUCUGGAAUAUCCAAAAAGAAACUAAUAAAAUUUAGAAUUUUCUUGAUUUUCUUUUUUUUUAAUUAGAAAAUCAUGAAAAUUCUGGAUUUUAUUAGUUACUUUUUGGAAUUUCAGCGGAGAUGCGGAAGCUAUGCCCAAAUUUUGAAUUUUUAUAGAAAAACUUAUAUUUUUAAUUACAAAAUUCAAUUUUUUAUUCCAGGCUGGCAAUCAACAAUACGGCCCCAUUGGACAAAUCACAUUGGCGAUUUGGUAAGUAUUUAUUAUAAAAUGAAAGAGAACUUCUGAAAUAUCCAAAAAGAAACUAAUAAAAUUCAGAAUUUUCUUGAUUUUCUUUUUUUUUAAUUAGAAAAUCUUGAAAACUCUAGAUUUUAUUAGUUAUUUUUUGGAAUUUCAGCGGAGAUGCGGAAGCUAUGCCCAAUUUUUGAAUUUUUAUAGAAAAACUUAUAUUUUCUUAUCAAAAAUUCAAUUUUUUAUUCCAGGGCACCAAUCGAUCAAAACGGCCCCCAUUGGACAAUCGAAGUAUUGGAUUUGGUAAGUAUUUUUUAUAAAAAAAAAGAGAACUUCUGGAAUAUCCAAAAAGAAACUAAUAAAAUUUAGAAUUUUCUUGAUUUUCUUUUUUUUCAAUUAGAAAAUCUUGAAAAUUCUGGAUUUUAUUAGUUAUUUUUUGGAAUUUCAGCGGAGAUGCGGAAGCUAUGCCCAAAUUUUGAAUUUUUAAUCAAAAACUUAUAUUUUCUUAUCAAAAAUUCAAUUUUUAUUCCAGGGCACCAAUCGAUCAAAACGGCCCCCAUUGGACAAUCGAAGUAUUGGAUUUGGUAAGUAUUUUUUAUAAAAAAAGAGAACUUCUGAAAUAUCCAAAAAGAAAAUAAUAAAAUUUAGAAUUUUCUUGAUUUUCUUUUUUUUCAAUUAGAAAAUCUUGAAAAUUCUGGAUUUUAUUAGUUAUUUUUUGGAAUUUCAGCGGAGAUGCGGAAGCUAUGCCCAAUUUUUUGAAUUUUUAUAGAAAAACUUAUAUUUUCUUAUCAAAAAUUCAAUUUUUUAUUCCAGGGCACCAAUCGAUCAAAACGGCCCCCAUUGGACAAUCGAAGUAUUGGAUUUGGUAAGUAUUUUUUAUAAAAAAAGAGAACUUCUGGAAUAUCCAAAAAGAAACUAAUAAAAUUUAGAAUUUUCUUGAUUUUCUUUUUUUCAAUUAGAAAAUCUUGAAAAUUCUGGAUUUUAUUAGUUAUUUUUUGGAAUUUCAGCGGAGAUGCGGAAGCUAUGCCCAAAUUUUGAAUUUUUAUAGAAAAACUUAUAUUUUUAAUUACAAAAUUCAAUUUUUUAUUCCAGGCUGGCAAUCAACAAAACGGCCCCCAUUGGACAAUCGAAGUAUUGGAUUUGGUAAGUAUUUUUUAUAAAAAAAGAGAACUUCUGAAAUAUCCAAAAAGAAACUAAUAAAAUUUAGAAUUUUCUUGAUUUUCUUUUUUUUUUAAUUAGAAAAUCUUGAAAAUUCUGGAUUUUAUUAGUUAUUUUUUGGAAUUUCAGCAGAGAUGCGGAAGCUAUGCCCAAAUUUUGAAUUUUUAAUCAAAAACUUGAAUUUUGAAAACAAAUGUUCAAAAAAAAAAAGAUUUUUACCAAUUAAAUAACAAUUUUUCAGAUCGAAUCUACGACAAAGUUUAAAUCUCCAGGUGGCCUCAAAGACGGUGAGUAAAUAAAAAGUAACUCAAAAUUCCACAUAGUGUAAAUUUUACUAAUUCAAAUCACUAGACCCCCAAUUUUUCAAUUAUUUUUCGUGGUAGAUCAAACACAUUUUGUUCUCUAAAUCUCUCUUUUUUGCGUUAUAUUUCGUCAAUUUUUCUAGAAAAUUGCGAAAAUGUUUGGAUUGUAAAUUACUGUAUUUUUUUAAAAGUACACGUUGUGAAAUCUGGAAUUUCAUGUUCGAAAAAUGAUAAAAUUCAGACAUUUUUCGAUUUUUCAGGUCGAUUUUCUUCCAACUUUGCUGAAAAUCCAUCAACUCGAAGAUUCUGGAACUCGUAUUUAAUUGUAUUAUGA